AUGGACGCUUGGAAGGGCGAACUUGCUGCGGAGGCCCAGGGACACCGUCGUGCCGAGCGCGAAGUCGACAGUCUCUACAUCGACUUGACUGACGCGAUGGACGUCGAUGCUGACGCGUCAGACAUGGAGUACGACGCAAUGGAUACCGACUGCGACCACGUGGAAGUCGACAACGCGACUAUGCCCUGCUCAUCAACCUCGAUUCCUGGAAGGGCGUCCUCCUGGCUCGCUCAAAUUGAGAAGCUCCACUUGCCCAUCCAGAAGCUCCGCGUUGAACCUUAUAUCACGGACAACUCGCGCCGCCAGAGGUCUUCGCCGCGGACCGUGCAAAGACCACAAGAACCGGGAAGAGCCAAGGGCGGCAAGCCGGCACCUGCUCCCAGCGCCGAGAAUAAGAAGGCCGAGAAGUCGUCUUGCCAGGGGAAACCCAAGAAGUCGAACCAAAAGCCAAGGAAUGACUCCUCCCACACCCGAUCCGGCCAGAGAUGA
Parathielavia appendiculata is the source of this 489-nucleotide messenger RNA. RefSeq lists its product as uncharacterized. The record is from RefSeq and is a predicted model, not a curated record. NCBI's taxonomy places the organism in Eukaryota, Fungi, Ascomycota, Sordariomycetes, Sordariales, Chaetomiaceae. The coding region runs from base 1 to 489 and encodes 162 amino acids. The transcript has 2 exons.